AUGGAGGAAAAGAAAGCCAUUGAACCGGUUGAAAGGAAAAAGGGUGGUUACAGAACCAUUCCCUUAAUCAUAGCAAACGAGACCUUUGAAAAGGUUGCAAUAGUGGGGCUUCGUGUAAACAUGAUAUUAUACCUGCUACAGGAGUAUCAUUUUGACCCUGCAACAGCAGCUAUUGUAAUAUUCCUGUGGAAUGCCUUCACCAAUUUUUUGCCCAUCUUUUGUGCUUUUCUUUCUGAUUCUUGGCUUGGACGAUUCUGUGUUAUUGCACUGGGAACAGUCAUCCACCUAAUUGGAUUACUUGUGCUGUGGCUCACUGCUAUUAUUAGGCAUGCAAGGCCUCGAUGUGAUGUAGAACCUUGUGCAAAUCCAACAGGGUGGCAACUCCUGAUUCUUUUCUAUUCCCUUGCUCUCAUGGCUCUUGGAGCCGGUGGCAUUAGGUCAUGUACCUUAGCCUUUACUGCGGAUCAAAUCAACAACCCUGAAAACUCACAAAACGAGAGGACCAUGAAGAGCUUCUUUAAUUGGUAUUAUGUUUCGGUUGGCCUUUCGAUAACGAUUUCAAUGACAUUUAUAGUGUACAUUCAAGUUACAGCAGGGUGGAUUGUGGGUUUUGGAAUUUCCAUGGGGAUUAUGUUAUUUUCAGCUAUCUUAUUUUUCUUGGGUUCUUCUAUAUAUGUCAAAGUGAAACCAAACAAGAGCUUGCUCACUGGCUUUUCCCAAGUGAUUGUAGCAGCUUGGAAAAAUAGACACUUACCUUUGCCUCCAAAGAACGCUGACAUUUGGUAUUUCCACAAUGGCUCUAACUUUGUUCAACCGACAGAUAAAGUAAGGUUCUUGAACAAGGCUUGCAUGAUUCAGAACAAAGAGAAGGAUUUGGACUGUAAAGGGAUUGAGCCAUGGAGUGUCUGUACUGUAAGACAAGUAGAGGAGUUGAAAGCCAUAAUCAAAGUCCUUCCCAUUUGGUCUACUGGCAUCAUACUUUCUACUACCAUAAGCCAACAAUCAUUUUCUGUGGUCCAGGCAGAAACCAUGAACCGAGUGGUGUUCAAUAUGGAUAUCCCACCCACCAGCUUCACUGCCUUUAUUAUCCUUACUUUGACCCUGUGGGUGGUUGUGUAUGAUCGCCUUAUAGUUCCCUUGUUACCUAAGGAGCGAGUACUCACUGUCAAACAACGAAUGGGAAUUGGACUAGUGAUCUCAUGCUUGGCCACUAUAGUGGCAACAUUGGUAGAGAAGAAGAGAAGAAACGAAGCCAUAAGGGAAGGGUUUAUAGACAACCCCAAAGGAGUGGUGAACAUGUCUGCCAUGUGGUUGGUGCCUCAAUACUGCCUCUAUGGUUUAUCACAAGGUCUAAAUUUCAUUGGACAAAUUGAGUUUUAUUACUCUCAGUUUCCUAAAACAAUGUCUAGUGUUGCUGUUUCUCUAUGUACCCUGGGCCUUGGAGUAGGAAACUUGGUGGGAAGCCUCAUUGUGAAGGUUGUCAAAGAUGGAACAGAGAGAGGAGGAAAAGAUAGUUGGUUAGCAUCAAAUAUUAACAGAGGACACUUUGAUUACUACUAUGGGCUACUUUUCAUUCUAAAUUUGGUUAAUUUGCUAUGCUUUUGCAUAUGGAGCAGGGCUUAUGGGAGCACUAAUGAUAUAAAAUUUUGGGAUGAAGAGUUUGACACAAAAUUGAUAUCAAAGAAAAAGAUGAACCCAGAGAAAUGA
This is a messenger RNA of Sphenostylis stenocarpa, 1707 nucleotides long. The record is from the annotation of a GenBank genome assembly. Lineage: Eukaryota; Viridiplantae; Streptophyta; Magnoliopsida; Fabales; Fabaceae.